Carassius carassius (crucian carp) is the source of this 1397-nucleotide messenger RNA. Its product is annotated as apolipoprotein L6-like. The record is from RefSeq and is a predicted model, not a curated record. Gene Ontology annotation, cellular component: membrane; extracellular region. The transcript has 10 exons. NCBI's taxonomy places the organism in Eukaryota, Metazoa, Chordata, Actinopteri, Cypriniformes, Cyprinidae. The coding region runs from base 39 to 1181 and encodes 380 amino acids. Gene Ontology annotation, molecular function: lipid binding. Gene Ontology annotation, biological process: lipid transport; lipoprotein metabolic process.
UUGAAGAAGCUGAGAUCAAGCAGAGCAGAGAUUCAGAGAUGAAGAAGCCUCCUCUUCAGUCGCAUCAAGACUCAAAGAGCUCUGAAGACGGCGAGCUCCCUCAAAAGGGUGCAGAUCUGUUUAAAGCAGGAGACGUGGAGCUGGCGGAGGAAUAUACGGCGGACAAUAAACCACAGAAACACACAGAGACUGAGGCGCACCGCAGAGGGUCAAAGGUAACGCUGUAUUUGCACCUGUCUGAUGCUGCUAAGGCUGAGUGGCUGUCGGCUCAGAUGGACAUAAGACGACUGAAAGUUCAAGAGGAAGAACAGAAGCGGGAGGAAAAGGAUGAUGAAGGGGACACUGACAGUCUGAUGGAGUGGUGGAACACAGUGGAGUCUUGGGAUCAAGUACCUCCUGAUGAGGCCAUCAGCACUAAAGAAGAAGAGACCAUAUUGUUUAAAGUGGUCGCUGAUAAGGUCCACCACGGCAUCCGCAUGUAUCUGAAGCUCUUCAUGGAGCGUGCCGAGCUGCUCUACCAGCACGUGCUGAUCUUAUACAGCAUCGCCGACGAACUCAGCAACUUCCACCACAACGCUAAAAUCGCCAACAUCACGGGAGGAACAACCACCGCUGUGGGGGGAGUCGCGGCCAUCGUGGGGCUGGCUCUGAUCCCCGUCACGUUCGGAGCGUCCAUCAUCAUCACGGCCAUCGGAGUGGGCGUGGCUACAGCGGGGGGCAUCACGGCCGCCUCCGCCUCCCUCUCAGACACCAUCAACAACAUGCACGACCGUAAGAAGAUUGAACUAAUCAUCAUGGACUACGAGGCCCAGCUGAUGGAAAUGCAGCACUGUUUGCGAUUCGUCAUAGAAGGUCUUUGUCGAUUGCGCUCUCAUCCGCUGCUGCGACGAAACAACUACUACACCGGUGACUGGGAGGUGCGACGCGCACUCCAGACCAUUAGCUUAGCUAGCGACCCGGUAGAACGAGCGGAAGAACUCAUUCACCACAUGCUGGCCAAGUUAGCCAGUCUGCAGAAAGGAAUAGACAAGUACUUCACCAAAGACUUGAAAGAGGUGAAGAAGGGCUGCAAGAAGGAGGUGACGACCGAAGUGCAGAGUCUGGCCAAACAGCUGCACGAAGGUUUAGCGGAGCUCAGCUCCAUCAGAGAACAGCUGCUCGACGCCAGCGGAAACAUCUAGCAGUCAACUCAGAGUCACUUUUGGUGUCAGAUCUCUGCACUCCCAUUGGUUGUCGCUGCUCAUUUGCAUAAAGUGGAAUGGUGAUUUUCAGCAAGUUCGGACUCUCAUUGAGAUGAAAUGAAGUCAAGCUGCUUUGUUGCUGCAAAUCGCUGUCCGUAUGUGAACGCUUUCGACGACAUCUCUAGAUGAUCCAUUUAAUGAAACAAGAAAUCCAUU